Molecule: messenger RNA, 102 nt
Organism: Penaeus monodon (black tiger shrimp)
Lineage: Eukaryota; Metazoa; Arthropoda; Malacostraca; Decapoda; Penaeidae
Product: platelet glycoprotein Ib alpha chain-like
Exons: 2
Source: RefSeq, a predicted model, not a curated record
ACAACCACAACACCAGAACCAACAACCACAACACCAGAACCAACAACUACAACACCAGAACCAACAACAACAACCACAACACCAGAACCAACAACAACAACC